This is a messenger RNA of Caenorhabditis auriculariae, 556 nucleotides long. NCBI's taxonomy places the organism in Eukaryota, Metazoa, Nematoda, Chromadorea, Rhabditida, Rhabditidae. The record is from the annotation of a GenBank genome assembly.
AUGUCGGCUGCCGUCAGGGUUCUGGCUUUCCUGGCUUUUUUUGUCGUCGUCAGUGAAGCUCUUCACAAAAUCUCCCGUGAGUUUAUUUUUUUUUUCAAUAUUCGGAUUAGAAAUUCUUGUUUAGUUCACUUUGAUGAUGAAACAGACCCCAUCGAAGUAGAGCUGUACGACGAAAAGGAAUAUGAGAGUUUAUAUUUUGAAAAUAAUCGAAAAACCGCGGUGUUUUUUUUUAGGAAGACACCGCGAUUUUUUGGAUGUUUUCCGGAAUAUCGAAAUAUCAGAGCCUUCGAUCCAGAAAUUAAGCGCUUUUUUCAUCAAAUAUCAAGUAACCUUGUUGAAAAUCCCUUUUCCUAGUUUCAAACUGAAUUUUAUUUAGAUGAUGCACAAAGAGGAGCCGACUACGCCCUACUGGGACUUCAGAGAUAAACACCGAGACGCUUAUCGGAAAGAGUUGUUACAAAUCAUCAGAAACUUUCCGAAGGAUGACAAGGUCAGUUAUUAUUCUAUUUCUAAGGUGGUCCUCCGAAUGGCUCAUUUCGAGCCGCGACCGACCUGA